AUGAGGGCACGCACGCUCUCCCUCCUCCUCCUCUUGCUCGCGGCCGCCGCCAGUUCCUUCACCCCGUCGACAUCCACCGACACCAUUUACCGGAACACGUCCCUCACCGGCAACCAGACGCUGGUCUCGGCCGGCGGCAUCUACGCGCUGGGCUUCUUCAGCCCGGCCGGCGCCGACGGCAGGACGUACCCCGGGAUCUGGUACGCCAGCAUCCCGGGCCCGACGACCGUCGUGUGGGUCGCCAACCGCAGGGACCCGGUGGUCAAUUCCCCGGCCGCUCUCCAGCUCUCCGACGGCGGCCGGCUUGUCAUCCUCGACGGCAAUAACGACACCGUGUGGUCCUCCGCGGUGCCCACCGUCGGGAACGUCACCGCCGCGCAGCUCCUGGACACCGGCAACCUGGUGCUCAGCGCCGACGGCAGCGGCUCCUGGCCGAGCGUGGCGUGGCAGAGCUUCGACUACCCGACGGACACGCUGCUCCCGGGCAUGAAGCUCGGGGUGGACACCAGGGCCGGCAUCACCCGGAACAUCACGGCGUGGCGCAGCCCGUCCGACCCGUCGCCGGGCGACGUCACGUUCAAGCUGGUCAUCGGCGGCCUGCCGCAGUUCUUCCUCCUCCGGGGCGCCACGAGGGUGUACACGAGCGGGCCGUGGAACGGCGACAUACUCACCGGCGUGCCGUACCUCAAGGCGCAUGACUUCACCUUCAAGUUGGUGUACAGCCCCGACGAGACGUACUACAGCUACUUCAUCCGCGAGCCGUCUCUGCUGUCGCGGCUCGUCGUGGACGGCGCGGCGACGCAGCUGAAGCGGUUCUCGCUCAACAACGGCGCGUGGAGCAGCUUCUGGUACUACCCGACCGACCAGUGCGACUACUACGCCAAGUGCGGGCCGUUCGGGUACUGCGACACCGACCGCUCCCCGCCGUGCAGCUGCCUGCCGGGGUUCGUGCCGCGGUCGCCCGACCAGUGGAGCCAGAGGGAGUGGUCGGCCGGCUGUGUCAGGAGGACGAACCUGAGCUGCGACGGCGGGGACGGCGACGGGUUCUGGGUCGUCAACCGGAUGAAGCUGCCGCAGGCCACGGACGCCACGGUGUACGCCGGCAUGACGCUGGACCAGUGCAGGCAGGCGUGCCUCGGCAACUGCAGCUGCGGGGCGUACGCCGCCGCGAACAACAGCGGCGGGAUCGGCGUCGGGUGCGUCAUCUGGACCGUCGACCUGCUGGACAUGCGGCAGUACCCGAUCGUCGUGCAGGACGUGUACAUACGGCUCGCGCAGUCGGACAUUGACGCCCUCAAGGCUGCAGCAGCAGAUAACCAUCAGCGUUCACACAAGAGCAAGCUGAUCAUCAUCAUUGUCGCGACUAUUUCCGGUGUACUUUUUCUGCUAGCAGCGGUUGGAUGCUGUUGUUUCUGGAUGAAGAAGGCAAGCAGGAAAGGUGAAGGUGAGGACAUGGCGUCGUCCUUGCCUCCGAGUACUGCAGAUUUCGCGCUUCCGUACAGGGUCAGGAGCCAGCCUUCGUUGAGCCCACCUCCGUCCAGGAUCAGGAGCCAGCCUUCGUUGAGCCCAGUACGGGAUCACAAACAGCUUCUUGAUGCCUCGGAGGAAACGAGAUACUACUCCGACAAAGAUGUUGACCUUCCAUUGUUUGAGCUGGAGGUGACUCUGGCCGCCACGGACAACUUCGCGGAGCACAAAAGGAUUGGUGCAGGUGGAUUUGGCCCUGUUUAUGGAUUAUGCCAGGCAAAUAUAUUGAUAGGGAAGAGGAAACAGUUAAAGUACAGCUCCCAUGUGACAAGAAGCGUCAUCGAUCUUACUGCUUUACAUGGAGAAGCUGUUGACGUCCCAACCGCAUGGAUGCUGUGGAGAGAAGGGCGGAGCAUGGAGUUACUGGACGAGGCAUUGGGCGCCAGCUUCCACCACAGCAGGGUGCUGCGGUGCAUUCAGGUGGCGCUCCUGUGCGUCGAAGCGCAGCCGAGGAACCGGCCGCUCAUGUCGUCGGUGGUCACGAUGCUGGCCAGCGACAACGCCGUGCUCCCCGAGCCCAACGAGCCCGGGGUGAACCCAGGGAUGAGCACGUCGUCGGACACGGAGUCGUCUCGGACCCAGAACGCUACCGCCAACUACGUGACCGUCACCAGAUUAGAGGCGAGGUCCACGUCCACUGGCCACUCUUCCCUGUAA
Messenger RNA from Miscanthus lutarioriparius, 2184 nucleotides. The record is from the annotation of a GenBank genome assembly. Lineage: Eukaryota; Viridiplantae; Streptophyta; Magnoliopsida; Poales; Poaceae.